AUGUCCGAGUCAACUCUCGUCGGAACCAGGUCCGGACAGGGUUCCAACAACACAAACGCGACGCUUGGAGGUGAUGUCCCAGGGCUCUCCGAAACAUUACAGGGACAUGUCGACGAUAUCCGCGCGCUCUUACAAUGUGGCAUUUGCAUAAGGCCACUGUACGAACCCUUCACCCUUGCCUGUGGACACUCAUUUUGCUAUAGUUGUUUAACGUCAUGGUUUGCUGGCGGGAGAUCCAAUAAAACAUGCCCCGACUGCCGAGCUCCGGUCAAAACACCACCUGCCCCUGCAUACUUGAUCCGUGCUGUUGUCCAACUAUUCACGAGUCGUGCAGAGCUUUUAGAAAAGGGAGAGACGACGGCCGAGCAUACGCGCCAUCAACGUGAGGAAGCUGAAAAGUUGGAAAACGAUAAGAAGAACACACAUCCCAAAGUGGGCGGAUUAUUCCGCGGCGCAUUCAACAAAAAACUCCCCGUCGCGCAGCCCAUCGUUGACCUGGAGGAUAAUGUCAUUCGCUGCCCGCGCUGUUCAUGGGAAUUGGAAGACUCAAAUUGCGCACAGUGUGGAUACCGACGAGAUGAAUGGGCUAUUACAGGUACAUCAGACGUAUCAGAUGCAUCAGAUGCAUCAGAUUCAACCGAUUCACGUUCAACCGUUUCAAUUUUAACCGAUUCAGAGGAGAAUUCUGAGAUGACGGACUACUUGGAUGACGAACUCGAAGAUGGAUUCGGCGAAUUAGACGAUUUCAAUUGGAACGGUUUCCAGAAUGGGGUUCCUAUUCAGGGGAGAGUUGAAGUUAUUCCCCGUCAUUUAUACAACAUAAUUCGCGAUUAUCAUCAGCACCAUCCGCCACACCGCCAUGUCUUUGCGCACAAUGGCCACAUCGAUGACACGUCUUCAACUGCUCAUGACACCGAAGAGACUGACGACUACUCGGAAGACACAGACAUGGACUCGUUUAUUGAUGACGAUGAACAUAUCGACCAGGAUCACGAUUCAGACUCGGACAGAUCUACGGUAGUUGGAGGUCCUGAAACGCGAUACUUGCCAGAUCAAUAUCAAGUCCAGUUGAGCUCAGAGAUGACCAUGCCUCUGGCCGACGACUGUACCGAUGAUGAUCUGAGUAGCUUAGACGAGAUCCCAGAUAGCGAAGAGGAUGACGAGGAUGACGAGGAUGAAGAUGAUGAGCCUAUCCGCCCUCCCGUAAGUGGAAAUCGGCGCCGCGUAUUCCCAGCCUCUAAUGGGGCUUCAAACUCGCCUGUCCUCUCGAGUCGAGCUCCGCGAGCUCCGAACGUGGAUCCCUACGCGAUGCGCCGGCAGGCAUCACGUAGUCAAACUACAAACACGGCAGGAACUUCCGCCUCGAAUGCAAUAACUCUAGACGAUGAUUCUGACGAAGGCCCAGUUCGACCGUUCCGAAGGAAUUGUCGGCAUGGCGCUCGUUAA
Molecule: messenger RNA, 1446 nt
Organism: Aspergillus nomiae NRRL 13137
Lineage: Eukaryota; Fungi; Ascomycota; Eurotiomycetes; Eurotiales; Aspergillaceae
Exons: 4
Coding region: 1-1446 (481 amino acids)
Biological process (GO): proteasome-mediated ubiquitin-dependent protein catabolic process
Cellular component (GO): nucleus
Molecular function (GO): ubiquitin protein ligase activity; metal ion binding
Source: RefSeq, a predicted model, not a curated record